Molecule: messenger RNA, 1870 nt
Organism: Lagenorhynchus albirostris (white-beaked dolphin)
Lineage: Eukaryota; Metazoa; Chordata; Mammalia; Artiodactyla; Delphinidae
Gene: ARL8A
Product: ADP ribosylation factor like GTPase 8A
Exons: 7
Coding region: 301-861 (186 amino acids)
Biological process (GO): anterograde axonal transport; protein transport
Cellular component (GO): lysosomal membrane
Molecular function (GO): GTP binding; GTPase activity
Source: RefSeq, a predicted model, not a curated record
CCAGGAGGAGCGCGCCCGCUCGGGGGCGAGCAGGGCCGGCGGCCGCGCGGGCGGAGGAAGAGGACGAGGAGGAGGACGACUGCGAGGAGGACGGCGACCGGGAGGAGAAGGACGCGCGGAGGCCACACCCAUCGGCGCGCCGAUCCGGCAGCGAGUCGUCGGCGGCCGCGCGCUCCAGCCGAGCCUCCGCCCGCACCGAGUCCGGAGCCGGGCCGCACCGGGGAGGGGCCGCUCCGGCCGCAGCGCGAGGGCACGAGGGGCGGCGGGGAGCCGGCACCGGGCGCGGCCGGCGCAGCGACCAUGAUCGCUUUGUUCAACAAGCUGCUGGACUGGUUCAAGGCCCUCUUCUGGAAGGAGGAGAUGGAGCUCACGCUGGUCGGGCUGCAGUACUCGGGCAAGACCACCUUCGUCAACGUGAUCGCGUCGGGACAGUUCAAUGAGGACAUGAUCCCCACCGUGGGCUUCAACAUGCGCAAGAUCACCAAAGGGAACGUGACCAUCAAGCUCUGGGACAUCGGGGGACAGCCCCGCUUCCGCAGCAUGUGGGAGCGCUACUGCCGAGGAGUGAGCGCCAUCGUGUACAUGGUGGAUGCCGCUGACCAAGAGAAGAUUGAGGCCUCCAAGAAUGAACUCCACAACCUACUGGACAAGCCCCAGCUGCAGGGCAUCCCGGUCCUAGUCCUGGGCAACAAGCGAGACCUCCCGGGAGCCUUGGAUGAGAAGGAGCUGAUCGAGAAAAUGAAUCUGUCUGCCAUCCAGGACCGAGAGAUCUGCUGCUACUCCAUCUCCUGCAAAGAAAAGGACAACAUCGACAUCACCCUACAGUGGCUUAUCCAGCACUCAAAGUCACGGAGAAGCUGAGACUGCGGCCCCGCCCCCUCGGACCAGGGACCGCCCUCCGGAUCUGAAGCCGAGCUCCCGCCCCCUCCCCCCGCCGCCCCCCAAGCCCACCCCUCCUUACUUGGUGUGGGGAGGGGCCCUCUGGGGGUCCCAGAGUCCUGUUCUGCUGAGGUUUGAACUCCCGAUUUUAUUGUAAAAUAAAUUGCUCCCCUCCGGUCCUCUAACCUCCCCCCUCCCCUCUCCCUUUGUCUCUCCGCCGCCCUGCUUCCCUCCCUCUCUGAAGCCCCGCCCCACAGCCCCGCCUCCUCUCCUGUCCCGCUCCCGGCUUCCCUUUCCCACACUCUUCUGUUAUUGUCCUGUGUGUACAGUAUAUAUAUGUAUAUAUAUUUUAAUUUUUUAAUUUAAGCAAAGACUAAAAUCAACCAUUUGAUGCUGCAGGGGCCAGUCAGGAUCUGGGAGGGGGCGGUCUGGAGAGAAGGAGAAUAGCGGGGUUAGCUGGGGCCGGUUCAGAUCAGGAAAGGUGAGGCUGGCACAGGGGCAGGUACCAGCCCAGGCACGGGUGUCCGUCCCCACGUCCCGUUUGUCUCCACUUCCCAGUCUGGCCUGUCUCCGCAGUGUUGGAAUGUCACAGGCUGACGGGAGCUUCCGGAGACGCUCUUCUCUGCCGCCAGCCUCAGCAUGGCCACCAGGCACAAGCAGGCGCCGGAGACCGGGGAGCCGAAGGGGCAGGAGGCCAGCGCCCUAGCAGCCCCUCCCGCCUGUUCCUGGCUCCCAGCUCCGGGCCGUCACCUCCACGGGCCACCUCAUUUUCUGUUCUCGUUUUGCAGAGUUGCACAAGGAGAGAACUCGGCAUGGGGGGUUGGUUCUUUGGGUUUUGUUUUCUGUUUGUUUAAUGAUUUGUAAAGUGAUGUCCCUCUUCCUUUUUUACACUUUUCAGCUCAUGUUUAACCUCUGUUUGGAAAAUGAUUCUUGUAACUGUACAUUUUUUUGCCUCCUAACAACAACAAGAAUAAAUGACAAUUUUGUGUUG